This is a messenger RNA of Solanum lycopersicum (tomato), 579 nucleotides long. RefSeq lists its product as uncharacterized. The record is from RefSeq and is a predicted model, not a curated record. NCBI's taxonomy places the organism in Eukaryota, Viridiplantae, Streptophyta, Magnoliopsida, Solanales, Solanaceae.
AUGGCGGCUCCUAAGUUUGAUCACAAUCAUGCUUUGUUUUUGCAUCCUUCAAACAAUACUGGUGCAUCUAUCAUUCCUAUACAACUAAUUGGAUCUGAUAGUUACUCAAUUUGGAGUAGGGCAAUGCGUAUUCAAUUGCUUGGAAAGAACAAGUUGGGGAUUGUCGAUGGCAGCUUGAAUAGGGAGGAUUUCGGAACAGAUUCUGUUACUCCGAAAUUGCACAAAUGUGUCAUUUAUGCAACAAGUGCGAAAGCAGUUUGGAAAGAUCUCAGGGAGCGUUUUGAUAAGAAUUUGUUGGAUGAAUUUGCAAGUAUUAUACCACCUUCCUGUAAUUGUCCUACUUCUAAGAAUUUUACAAUGCAUCUAGAGAAACAUAAAUUGGUGCAAUUUUUGAUGGGAUUGAAUGAGAAUUAUGAUCAGUCACGCGGUCAAGUUCUCAUUGUUGAACCUACUCCUACGAUCAAUAAAGCAUAUGCAAUGCUUAUUGAAAGGGAAAGUCAAAGAUCUCUAUCAUCCUCGAUGAGUGGUGAGGAUACAAAUUUGGCUGCUUUCAUGGCAGGCAAAAGGAUGCCUAAUUAA